UGUGAUCGAACGAAUGUGCAAGUACUUACAAGUGCAAAAAUACGCUCGGAGAACGCAGUUUGAUUUGUUUUGAUAGCCGCAUAAAACACUUGAAACUCUCUGCAAAGAACCACGGCACGCACUUUACACUUGUAAAUCGCGUAAUUUAUAAAUAAAAGUGCUCGCGAAAAGAAUUGACCCUGGUCCUGGUCUAAUUUACAUAAAAUUACAUAGACACAAACGUUUCAUUGAUUGUAGGAAAUCGACUGUUUCGCCAUAUUAUGACUGCAGAUUACCAUUUAGACCAUCGACAUUACAGUGGGCCAUGUCCCAUGCUCAUGGUGUUUCAUGGCGGAAAUUGUGAGCAGAUUCUUUGGCACGGUUGGACAGUCAGCGACAUAGUAGAGUUCAUAUUUGCUACGUUAGCGAUCUUUGUGCUGGCCUUUUCUUACGAAGCACUAAAGUUCUUCAAUCAACAGCUUUUGAAAAAGAACUCCGCUAAGGAAAUGCGUGAUGCUAAAGUGUCUACGGCUGUUAAAUCGAGUUAUUCAGAGACGCCAUUGACUGGCCGUUAUCGAAAUGGAUAUAGGCAUGAAAUCAGCACUACAGCCCACUUCAUCCAUACUUUAUUGCAUACAGUACAGGUUAUGAUUUCUUAUUUACUGAUGAUGGUUUUUAUGAACUUUAACUACUGGCUGUGUUUGGCGGUGAUUUCUGGCUUGAGCCUUGGAUUUUUCGGAUUUGGCUGGCUGCGGCGCAUUAACUUUGUAACUGAAUGUUGUAAUUGAAUAAAAAUAUUUGCAUUUGCUAUCAC
Molecule: messenger RNA, 793 nt
Organism: Anastrepha obliqua
Lineage: Eukaryota; Metazoa; Arthropoda; Insecta; Diptera; Tephritidae
Product: high affinity copper uptake protein 1-like
Exons: 2
Coding region: 261-767 (168 amino acids)
Biological process (GO): copper ion transmembrane transport
Cellular component (GO): membrane
Molecular function (GO): copper ion transmembrane transporter activity
Source: RefSeq, a predicted model, not a curated record